This is a messenger RNA of Alternaria arborescens, 750 nucleotides long. RefSeq lists its product as hypothetical. Bases 1 to 750 code for a protein of 249 amino acids. The transcript has 4 exons. The record is from RefSeq and is a predicted model, not a curated record. NCBI's taxonomy places the organism in Eukaryota, Fungi, Ascomycota, Dothideomycetes, Pleosporales, Pleosporaceae.
AUGACACUUUCCAUACUUGUCGCCCUUGCAGUCUGUUUCUCAGUCGGACUUAUCCUGACCAGUGUGCUCACAUACCUUGAGGUCAGAGGCCUUGGAACUAGCCGCUACAGCCACGAGUACGACUACCGAUGGGAAAAGGUUGCGGAAAUUAUCGUUGAUAUCAUUUCGAUAAGCCUGGGAAUCGGUGGCAUCGUUGCAAUCGCGACUGUACCCUAUUCUGGGAAAGAGAUAUACUACUGGCUCGAUGGAUUUCUGAUGUGUAACCUCCAAAUUCUCAACAGCCACAACCUCACUCUAUUGUUGCGAAACUUCCUUUCUCCUCCAUGGGCUAUAUGGGCUGUGCAUCUGAUGGCGUCAACAACUAUACUCGACAUUGUUUCCGCAGUUAAAGGCAAAACGGUGUUAUCUGCGUAUGAGUCGGCAUUGCUUGCUCGUUUCGCUGCCGCAUCACUUGUGUCUCUCGUACUCUCGCUGAAGCAACUGAACGUCCAUAACAACUCAGGAUCUGAGCAGCGAAUCGAGAACUAUGUGCGCCUCCUGCAUACUCUUGUCUUAUCGAACGCAGUUGCUUCGUUGAUUCAAUUGUCUGGCGCAAUCAUUGUCUCUGGUCUCUCACUUGCAGGCAGAGACACUUCGGCGGAGCUCCGGCGAGGCGUGUUCAUUGCCUGCACCGCUACACAGUUGCUGUGUCAUCUCUCCUUUUACAUCAAUCGGAUCUGGCGUGGACUCAUCGUACCGACAAGUGAUUAG